AUGAGUUAUGAAAAGUCGAAGGAUCUAUUCUUGGGAUUUGAUUUAUCAACCCAACAAUUGAAGAUUAUUGCGACGGAUGAGAAUUUAGAACACUUAGAGACAUUCCAUGUCGAGUUUGAUGAUUUAUAUAAAGAAAAAUAUGGAAUCAAGAAGGGGGUUAUUAGUAACGAUGAUUCCGGUGAAAUUGUAUCUCCGGUUGCCAUGUGGUUGGAUGCAUUGGACCAUAUAUUUGGACACAUGAAAGAAAAAGGAUUUCCAUUCGAUAAAGUAAGAGGUAUUAGUGGAUCUGGACAACAACAUGGAUCAGUAUACUGGUCCAAUAAUGCCCCUACUUUAUUGCAAGGUUUGAAGGCUGAUAGCCCUCUUAGCGAGCAAUUGAAGGGUGCAUUCACAUUUGAAAACUCGCCAAACUGGCAGGAUCACUCCACCGGAGAAGAAAUCAAGACAUUUGAAGAAACAGUGGGUGGUAGUGAUCAUUUGGCAGAGAUUACUGGAUCCCGUGCCCAUUAUAGAUUUACUGGUUUGCAAAUUAGAAAACUAGCAGUUAGAACAAACCCAUCAAAAUAUAGAGAAACUUAUAGAAUCUCGUUGGUUUCGAGUUUCAUGGCUAGUGUACUUUUAGGAAAGAUCACUAAUAUUGAACAAGCAGAAGCUUGCGGAAUGAAUCUCUAUGAUAUCAAGAAGGAUGACUAUGAUGAAGAAUUGUUAUCUUUGGCAGCAGGAGUUCAUUCAGCUAAAGAUGGUGCAACUAAGGAACAAACUGAGGCGGGUGUCUCCGAAUUAAAAAAGAAGUUGGGUGAAAUUAAACCUAUUACCUAUGAAAACGCGGGUGACAUCUCUCAAUAUUUUGUUAAUAAGUAUGGAUUCAAUUCCGACGUUAAAAUUUACUCGUUCACUGGCGAUAAUUUAGCAACAAUAAUUUCAUUACCUUUAGCACCGAAUGAUAUUUUAACUUCUUUGGGUACUUCUACAACGGUAUUAUUAAUUACUAAGAAUUAUAUUCCAUCGUCUCAAUAUCAUUUAUUUAUGCAUCCUACUAUGCCAAACCAUUAUAUGGGUAUGAUCUGUUAUUGUAAUGGAUCGUUGGCGAGAGAAAAGAUUCGUGAUUCAGUAAAUGAGAAGACUGGUGUCAAAGAUUCUAAGAGUUGGGAUAAGUUUAAUGAGUUAUUGGAUUCUUCUGAUACUUUCAAUAAUGAAUUGGGUAUUUAUUUUCCAUUAGGCGAAAUCGUUCCAAAUGCUUCAGCCCAAUAUAAGAGAUGUAAAUUAGAUGACCAGAAUAAAUUGAUUAACGUAGAUUCUUGGGACGUUGAAGAAGAUGUUAGUUCAAUUGUCGAGUCGCAAACUUUGAGUUGCAGAUUAAGAGCUGGUCCAAUGAUAAGUAGUUCUGGUUCUGCUGAUUCCACCCCUACCCCUGAAUCAUCUGAUUCACGCAAAUUAUACCAAGAUUUGCAUCAAAAGUUUGGUGAUUUAUACACUGAUGGUAAGAAACAAACGUAUGAAUCAUUGACUUCUAGACCACAUAAAGUUUUCUUUGUUGGCGGUGCAUCUAAUAAUAUAAGUAUAAUAAAGAAAAUGGGUUCUAUUUUAGGACCUACUGAUGGUAACUAUAAGGUAGAAAUUCCAAAUGCUUGUGCAUUAGGUGGCGCAUAUAAAGCAAGUUGGAGUUAUUUCUGUGAAUCAGAGACGAAGUGGAUUAAUUAUGAUGCUUAUAUCAAUAAGUACUUUAAUUUUAAAGAGUUAGAUACUAUUAAAGUCAAGGAUCACUGGGAAGAUUACUUUACUGGGAUGGGGAUGUUAGCUAAGAUGGAACAAGAAUUAAAGCACGAUUAG
Messenger RNA from Debaryomyces hansenii CBS767, 1830 nucleotides. It is a transcript of the gene XKS1, whose product is annotated as xylulokinase. The coding region runs from base 1 to 1830 and encodes 609 amino acids. Gene Ontology annotation, cellular component: cytosol. NCBI's taxonomy places the organism in Eukaryota, Fungi, Ascomycota, Pichiomycetes, Serinales, Debaryomycetaceae. Gene Ontology annotation, biological process: D-xylose metabolic process; xylulose metabolic process. The record is from RefSeq and is a predicted model, not a curated record. Gene Ontology annotation, molecular function: D-xylulokinase activity. The transcript has a single exon.